Molecule: messenger RNA, 5271 nt
Organism: Sycon ciliatum
Lineage: Eukaryota; Metazoa; Porifera; Calcarea; Leucosolenida; Sycettidae
Product: slit homolog 3 protein-like
Exons: 29
Coding region: 179-4237 (1352 amino acids)
Molecular function (GO): protein binding; calcium ion binding
Source: RefSeq, a predicted model, not a curated record
GAGCUUUAAUGCACUCACAAGCAUUCCUUCCUCACUGUUCAAGAACCAGAUCAAUCUCCAGACACUCGAUAUCAGUGAUAACCAGCUGGAUCAACUCCCAGUAGAGCUACUCAGGGAUGUUAAGGACUUAAACGUUUUCAAUGCCUCGCGAAAUCUAAUCACCCAGUUGCCAGCAGAAAUGUUUCAAAGCAACCGUGUCCUCAAACAUAUAGCGCUAGCCCACAACUUGUUGAAGCAAUUGCCUCUUGCGAUUUUCCGCUACAAUACCGAACUUCAGACGAUAAAGUUGUACGGAAAUGAUUUCACGAAGGAUAGUCACUUAUGUUCGCUGGAAAAGUUUGCAUCUCGAAUUGUGAAGCUGGAAGUCAAAAUCAAAAAGUACUUGCAACUGAUUGACGGGAAAUGCGACACUGAUUGUCGUCACGCACCACGCAGUCUCAGAAUUUGUGCACUCUGCACGGGCACUGUAGCUGAACACACUUGCCAAGCUGGCGAUUGUGCCAAGAAUAACACUUAUUUCUCAUGCAAUGACAAAGAACUAACUCAAUUUCCGAUCAACGUGGCAGACACAACCACUUUCUUGAGCGUGAGGACAAACAUGAUAGAAGAGCUGCAGUCGGAGCAGUUCCGUGCACUCGGGCAUUUAGAAUACUUAGAUCUGUCCGACAAUCGGCUGGCCGAAUUACCUUUCGCAAUUUUUGACUGCCUAACCGAGCUCAGAAGUCUGUUUCUGUGUCAUAAUGUGAUCAAAAUCUUGUCUCCCGUCCUGUUUAAACACAACAUCAAGCUCCAAAAUCUAUAUCUUGGCUUCAACUUGAUCUCAUCCUUGCCUGGUGAACUCUUCUCCACCAACCAGCAGCUUCUGACCUUGGAAGUACAGGACAACUUCUUGAAGGGAUUUCCCAAGCAGCUAUUUUUAGGGACACCACGUUUGACUUCAGUGAAUCUCAUAAACGAUCGUUUAGAGGUGUUUGAUCUAUGUACCCUUUCUCAUAUUUCCAAUAUUGAACUAGUUGGCCUGCAUGAUUUGGAUCUUGCAGGGUUCCUGGACACAUGUUCGGAACACUGUUCCGUUGUGAAACCACAAUGCCCAACACAUUCGAUUUGCCAAGGAUCCAUUCAGGACUACACUUGCUCAGAAUUUCAAGUACUCCAAUGUCAACAUGACUUCAACUUUCUGCUCAUGCUUUCUGGUACCAGAAAUCAGACUCUGAGCGAAGCAAUGCAUGGCUGUGCGGACCUUGGCUUUGGGCUGAUCACAACGAAUGACACCAGCUGUGCACAGAACCACCUCCCCGAUACGCGGCAUAAAAGCCCCAAUGCCUGGGUGGCGAGGCCAGACGGGAGUUACGGGACACUGAACCGUACACAUGUUGCGAGUAACGGGCCAUCGGUCGAUGCAACAAGUACUGCUCUAGCUCUGUGCUCGGCUCCAACGAAUGCCUCAUGUGCAGGGCAUGGGAUUAUUUUUGUUCCAAAUAAUAAAUUGAAUGGUUGGGAGGGUGCCCGAGUAACCUGUGAGGGGCACAAAUAUCGACUGUUUGAAACAAAAGAUCGAGGAGAAUGCUCUUUAGACUUCAUACAGAGGUGGUCACGCUUAUUGUUUGGUAACGUCCCAGCAAACAUCUGGUCUGGAGAGGAGGAGAGGUUCCUGUCUAGUAAGGAAGGUUUUGGUACAAUUCACUCCCAAAACUCUGGCUUCCCUGGGUCACACCUAAUAUUCUGUGUGGAUAUCUGCUUCAACACUCCAUGCAAGAAUGGGGGUGUUUGUCUAAAACACGCCAGCGGAAACCGGAUGGAGGGCAUGAAUGAUACAUCAUACUAUAUGUCAUGCAAUUGUUCCAGCUCCUGGUCCGGAGAAUACUGCGAAGACGAUGUUGAUGAGUGCACGGAAGUAAGUCCAGCAGUAAACUGCACUUACCCCACAACGCAGUGUGUCAACAUGCCAGGUUCGUACUAUUGUGAUUGCCCUGCGGGAUUUGAUAAUCCAAGUCGAAACUGCACUUCUCUAGCAAACGCUUGUGCCAACCAUCUGUGUCAAAACGGAGCGACAUGUGUGAAUGGUCAUGUUGCAUACAACUGCACUUGUCCUCCUGGGUGGCAUGGUCAACUCUGUGACAUUAAAGACUCUUGCAUUGGCUGUAGUAAGAAUGGCUACUGCCAGCUGAAGAACGCCUCCUAUCAUUGCCAGUGUCAUCCUCUGUUCUAUGGACCCCAGUGCACAUCGUGGUAUAGAAAUGAAACCAUCAACGGCAGGACAAACGUCUCAUACUGCACGGCCGCCAACCACUACAUGGUCCUGCCACCUAGCUUAAGAGUAGCAUCUUCUGUUUCCACGGCAACGAGAGCACUGCAAGUGUGCCAGGCGUAUGGCAUGGCGUUGCCUGGCCGGAAGGACCUCAGCUGCAUGAAGGGCGUGGUGGAUACGUACCGUGCCUGGUUUACCGCUACCCCCAGUUUGUAUGUUCAGAAUGCUGCACAAUCUCUACUUGUCUUCUCCGAUGAAAGCGUGUCCCCUGCCGACGGACAGGGAAAUGUAACAGUUAUAUGCGUGGCUGUGCUGGCGCGGGUGUGCAGGAUCAACGGCCUGGAGCAGAGGAUAUGGAUGGAGGCAGACAAAAUCGGACCGGCGUCUGUUGUAUCCUGGCAGGCCGCAAGCCAAGUCUGUAACGGAUCACUGUACAAUCCCAACUUUCUUGACCUAUGUGCUCUCCAAUUCUUCAGAGAUGUUCGUAAAAUGUUGGGUGGACGGCAUUUCACUAUGUGGUCAGCCACAGGUAUUAAUUCAUACAUCACCACCGAGGAUGACAUGAGCAGCUCGCACUUUUCAGAGCCUGGAGACGAGCAUAUCGUUGCCUGCGUCACCAAUGAGUGCGAGCAGAAUUCCAGUUUGUGCAGUGGACGUGUGGAGGAUCGCUGUGUGCUGACUGAAGCCGGCUAUGAAUGUCAAUGUCAACCAGGAUUCACAGGACAGAAAUGUACCACUCCCUUCGAUGUAUGUCUACCUAAUCCUUGUCAGCAAGGCAGAUGUGUUACCGUGAUGGGAGAGUAUCAAUGCCACUGUCAGCAUGGCUGGCUGGGGAGAGAUUGCGACAUUGAAGAUCCCUGCGUGACGGGCUCGCACAACUGCACGAGAGGGGUGUGUGUGACAUCCUGGGCACCAUCGCACACCUGUUCAUGCCAUCCUGGCUACACUGGCCAUACUUGUUCAGCGAGGCUAGCUUCUUGCACCCACAGCGUGUGUGUCAACGGAACUUGCGUUCCCGGAAAAGAGGAGCAUACUUGCAAGUGCCAUACUGGAUACACAGGGGUCAUAUGUGAUGUUGACGUCAGCGAGUGCAGCAGCAAUCCGUGUGUGAACGGCCAGUGCUUGAACGUUGGUGAUCGCUAUCUCUGCACAUGUGACCGGGGCUGGAGUGGUGAGACGUGCGCAGACGCGUCUGUUGCAAGUGCUGCCGCAAGUGGGUUUGCCCAUUCCGUCGGGAACAUGGUGACGUGGGUUUCGUUACUCUGUGUCCUCUUCCUCGUGGGAAUCGUCUUUGCUUACCGUCGCCGUGGCGCUGGAGGUGGCAGGAGGAAAAGCGUUGAGCUGGCAGCCAUGAAGUCGAACGGAGGCACUGAGGCACCACCACAAGCAGCGAACUGGGUGCCCACGACACAGACAAGCAAUGAGAAUCUCGACAAUUGCAUGCGACAACUCGCCAAGCACCAGAGUCGGUACGGUGACCUAAUUGCCGCGAUCGAUGGGAAAGAGCUUGGGAGAACACUUUCGGAGGUUGAUCCGGCCACUGCGGACAUGGACUCCUACUUCAAGUCAAAGCCUGCAUCCACAGUCAGCGGGGAAGGCAGCAAACCAGUGGAUGAGUCCUAUGACACAAGCCAAGCAGCAACCCGAGAGGCGUACGAUACGACUGCUGACUAUCGGCCAACAUCCGUCUUGAGUCAGGCAUCCGCACGCCUCGGUCUGAAGUCCACGUACAUUCCGGUGAGCGUGACCGAUACCGAUAUGCGCAGGCGCAGCACCGUCACACUCCCAGCUGAGAACAACAGUCGGCUAGAAGACGAACAGUGCUCGCAGCAUGGCCAGAUAGAAGAUGACCAGUGCUCGCAGCACGGCUUCGCCAACUUGGGCAAGCGUGAGGUGCUGCAAGCUAACGAGACAUAUUCAAACGAGUGCGACACGCAAGAGACUGAAGCCAAACAAGCGAUCGACAACGCUAUCUAUGAUGAGGUGUAGAACACCAAAGAAGACUGCAUGCUGAUGCACGCAUGAUUUUAAGUGCAUGCACCCACGCACACAUGCAAACCCACACAUUAUGUCUGUUCUACAUGUACAUUCAUACUACACGAUAGUCGAUACACACACACACGCACGCACAUCUUGGACAUUGCAAGCGCGCUCUCGUGGACAGUGCGCCGGCUCACUGAUCACAAUCGGUGAAUGCAGUCUUCAUCUGUUUUUUUUAGUGAAAGACAGUCCUGUUGUUUUCGGUUUCUGUCUACUGGCAUUCUGGCACGGCAUGCAAACACCUCUUGGCCAGGAGUCACAAGGCUAACACUUAACCUUACUGCAUUCUGUACUCUGCCUGUUGGUCUCUGCCUAGGCGCCUCAUGUUCAAGCUACACCAGUGAGGCGUUACCAUGGUUACUUCAUUCUCUUUCUUCUCGUUGAGCACAGUGAUGUCAUCACUUGUUCAUCUUUUUUUUCUAAAAUUUAAUUUCUUCUUUGCAGUGUUAGUCCACGUGCAGGUUAUCUCUGCGCUAUGUACAGGUCAGACCGGGCCUGUAUGUUUUAACCGUACUGUCACCAUAACAUAAAUACACCUCAUUAUAGCGUACGAAAUUAAAACACAUUUAAAUGCCCCUGCCGCCGCAACUGCACCAUCUCCAUAGAUUUUUCUUCGCCAUUGCUUAAUCCUAUAAUAUACACGUAGUGUAGUUUUCGCCACGACACACUUGGCUUGGCCCUGCACGCACGGAGACCUCAGAAUAACCUGAAACGUCGCCAGCCAGUGGCCGUUCCAGCUACGUCACCGUCACUUCGAAUCUUCUUGAGCGUUUUCUGUGAACAGGUUCAACAAGUUGACCAUUUUUCCAGGGCAUGUCAUGAUCUUUCAAGGCCAAAAGCUCUUUUUCUUAGUAAUAUUACAUGUAGCAUGGAUAGCCUCACUUGCAUUCAACCCGCAUACAGUGAUUUCUUCAGAAUCAGCUUAUUUAUUUUGUUUGUUUCCUCAUGCUCUACAAUACUGUGGAACUCUACCGUAAUCACUG